UUCUUAAUCGGCUUUACCAGUCCCAGCAUUCCUCGUUGUUUUCUUAACGCUCCCUCGCAGCUAUCGAGUCCCAGGAAUAACCAAUUGGAUCAGGGAGUGCGGGAGCAGGUCGGCCAAUCGCCCAGUCAGAGAGGCGGGAGGGGACGUGGCCAUAUUCUGCCCCGCCCCUGCCCCGUGGCGCGUUAUCUUGGGCAGGCUCCUAGCGCUGGAUCUGAAAACAUGGGCACUACCUGGGUGAGCCCCGGAUGGGCGCGGCUCGCGCUCUGCCUCGCCGGCCUCGGGCUGUCACUCUACGCGCUGCAUGUGAAGGCGGCGCGUGCCCGGGAUAAGGAUUACCGCGCGCUCUGCGAUGUGGGCACCGCCAUCAGCUGUUCGCGCGUCUUCUCCUCCAGGUGGGGUCGGGGCUUUGGGCUAGUGGAGCACGUGCUGGGCCCCGACAGUGUCCUCAACCAGUCCAACAGCAUAUUCGGUUGCAUCUUCUACACACUACAGCUGUUGCUAGGCUGCCUACGUGGUCGCUGGGCCUCCAUCCUGCUGGUGCUGAGUUCCCUGGUGUCCCUCGCUGGUUCUGUCUACCUGGCCUGGAUCCUGUUCUUCGUGCUCUAUGAUUUCUGUAUCGUUUGCAUCACCACCUACGCCAUCAAUGUGGGCCUGACAGUGCUCAGCUUCCAAGGGGCCCAGGGACCCAAGGGCAAGGCCAAGGAGCACUGAACCCCGACUUGAGGCCAGACUGAACUCACCUGCUGUGCUUUGGCCCGUGAACCUUGCCCACAAAGGCCAUAUCUGGGUCCCUAGAAAGCCCUACAACCUGCCCCCACCAUAUCUCCACACAGGACAAUGGACCAAAUGUGCCAUCCUUCUUCCUCCGCCUUAGUGCUUCUAGCCCUCUCCUCCGGGGCUAGUUUCCAAAGUUCCACCAUUGCCCAGGGAGGGGAGGUUCUGAGCAAUAAAAUUUCUUGAAUAAGUUGGCCAAGUCUGA
This is a messenger RNA of Loxodonta africana (African savanna elephant), 979 nucleotides long. It is a transcript of the gene VKORC1, whose product is annotated as vitamin K epoxide reductase complex subunit 1. Gene Ontology annotation, biological process: blood coagulation; peptidyl-glutamic acid carboxylation; vitamin K metabolic process. NCBI's taxonomy places the organism in Eukaryota, Metazoa, Chordata, Mammalia, Proboscidea, Elephantidae. The transcript is spliced from 3 exons. The record is from RefSeq and is a predicted model, not a curated record. Gene Ontology annotation, molecular function: vitamin-K-epoxide reductase (warfarin-sensitive) activity. Bases 220 to 711 code for a protein of 163 amino acids.